This is a messenger RNA of Helianthus annuus (common sunflower), 573 nucleotides long. RefSeq lists its product as uncharacterized. NCBI's taxonomy places the organism in Eukaryota, Viridiplantae, Streptophyta, Magnoliopsida, Asterales, Asteraceae. The transcript has a single exon. Bases 199 to 450 code for a protein of 83 amino acids. The record is from RefSeq and is a predicted model, not a curated record.
CAUUUUUGUCCCCAGAAAACCAUAUGCGUUUCCAACAGCCAGCCUACCGGUUUUGCCCCCAAAAAGUAUCUAUAUAUACCUUAUUCCCAUUUUCUGCUGCUUCAUCAAACAAAUCUUACACACGUUUGACUAACAACACAACACAACACAACUCCCUUCGUUUUAAGCACUUUCAAGAGUAACAAUUUUCAAGAUACGAUGAGUUCGACAUCAAGAGCAUGGUUGGUGGCCGGUACCGUUGGACUGGUGGAGGCACUAAAAGAUCAAGGGUUUGCACGAUGGAACUACACCAUCAGAGCCAUCCACCAUCACGCCAAGUCUAAUCUCCGGUCGGUCACCCAAACAAAGAAGUUGUGCUCGCCGGCUCCCAUGGCUUCAAGCAAAGCCAUUGACCAAUCAGAAGAGUCGUUGAGAAAAGUCAUGUACUUGAGUUGUUGGGGUCCCAAUUAAUUGAUUAGUAGUUUUUAGGUUAUCUAUAUCGAUGUACAUCUUUUUAUUAAUCAAAUCCAAUUUUGAUUAUCAUCUAAAAGAUUUUGGGACGAUCUGAACAAAACAAUAUCGUCUUAUUAUUGA